Sphaeroforma arctica JP610 is the source of this 757-nucleotide messenger RNA. RefSeq lists its product as hypothetical. The annotation marks the transcript as partial. NCBI's taxonomy places the organism in Eukaryota, Ichthyosporea, Ichthyophonida. The record is from RefSeq and is a predicted model, not a curated record. The transcript has a single exon.
CGGGGAUAUUGUCAAGUUGACAUAGAUAUUGACAAAUAUUAUGAAAGAGAAUGUGUAAAGCAUAUGCAUACUCGUAUAUUAUUCGAAAACAAUAAUAUCGUAUCCACCACAAUUUGCGGACACUAUUUAAUUUAUUUUCACAAUCUGUUACGUUGCGAUCACAUUUUAUUAUAUAUACCAUAUUGCGACUGUUCCCUGGUUGUCAUAUCGGUUAGUUUACUAUCGUUCGCAAUUGUGUGCAUUGAUUCCGAUUCGGUACAAACGUUAACAAGUAUUUGGAAGCCUCUGUUAUAUGCGCAACAUUUUGGAAUUCAAACCCUCGCAUUUGUUUUCGUAUGCACAGUGAGUUCACGUUUUAAAUGUACGAAUAUGCAAUUAUUUGCAUAUAUACAAACCAGAAAUCACGGAGAUAUACGGAAUAUCGGGAAUGAUUUUGUGUACCUGAUCAUCCGUGUCCAAGAAUAUAAGCCGGAUACAAGUCAGGAAGUGACUAGAUACACAAAGCAUUUCAUAUCACACAAUGACUGUCAUUGGAUAUGGGAAGUGCACUCAUUCCCGACGCAUCUGAUCCGAAAUAUAAUCUGGGGAUACAAAAAUUAUGGAUGGCAAGGUCAUUGUCUAAGACAGGAAUGAAUUUGCCAGCAGUAGAAGGUCUGGUUCAAUACUUAUUUUAUAUUCGAUUAUCGGGUGAGGGACAAUAUAGUCAAUAACAAUAAAAAAACUAAAUUAUAACAAUAUCGAUGUUAUUGUCGUGUUG